GAAUAUAUCAAUGAGCCAAAGCCCAAUGAACGCCGAAGUGCAGACAGAAGAAACUCCGGGCAAACCCUCCUCAUGGGUGUUUUCGGUUUCGAUUCUGGUUCACUUUUCCGUCGCCGUUCCAAGGAAUCAUCAUCCAGUUCCUCCCAAAAACCAAAGAGUCUUAGUGAAGUUCAAGAUGAGCUUGUCAAGAAAUAUCCUCCGGGUGCUGUGGUUAUUCUGACUAGAACUCCGUCGAGAUCAGCUGAUUGUUUCAGGUGGGACUAUCACAGGCCGAAAUACCGAUAUCCUACUUGUGAGGAAUGGAUUGAAAAGUUCUACGAGUACCAACGCUCGUGUGGAAGAAAUUGUCCCGUAUGGUCCAAGAUACAGAUUGAGACCUGUGGUCUUGAGGUGUACCCCGAAAAGCUAUUGAAUGACUCGAAUUGAAAUAGCUAGAGAAUGACUUGACUUGCAGUUGUUGGGUUUGAAUGUGAAGAUCCAGAGGCUUACUCCAGGCAUUAUCAUUUAGAGAAACAGAUUUUGUUGCCGAUGCUUGCGCUACUGUAUGCACCUAUAAAGACAUUGAAAUGAUUUGACUUCGUCAAUUCACUCCCUCUGUUGGAAAGCUUUUUCAGUAUGCAACUCUAGACAAAUUCUGUUUGUAAUUUGUUUUAAUUCAGUGACUUUCACAAAAGAUGAUCUUCAAAAUGCAUCUCAAAUUCAAGAAGCAUUGUGGAAACGCUACUAGUGUGCUAAAAGUUGUAAACCAAAAACCCUCUGAGAUGAGGAAAGCUAGAGAACUACAUGUGCCAUUGAAAUUGUCCCUGAUUAUAGCUUCUUAAAA
Rosa rugosa (rugosa rose) is the source of this 823-nucleotide messenger RNA. RefSeq lists its product as uncharacterized. The coding region runs from base 73 to 426 and encodes 117 amino acids. The record is from RefSeq and is a predicted model, not a curated record. The transcript is spliced from 4 exons. NCBI's taxonomy places the organism in Eukaryota, Viridiplantae, Streptophyta, Magnoliopsida, Rosales, Rosaceae.